UUUAAUUUUAUUUUUAUUUUUGAAUGAUCAGAUUUUUAGUGGAUGAAACACCAAUAAGAGUACACACAAACAUGGAACACAAAGGAAUUCCUUUUCCAAAGGACCAACCAAUGGGUGUAUACAGCUCAAUAUGGAAUGCAGAUGAUUGGGCCACACAAGGAGGAAGAGUGAAAACAGAUUGGAGUCAUGCACCUUUUAUUGCAACAUAUAAAGCCUUUGAAAUCAAUGCUUGUGAGUGUCCAAUGUCAGUGGCUGCAAUGGAUAAUACAAAGAGGUGUAGUAGUAGUAGUGAUGAUAAGAAGUUUUGGUGGGAUGAGCCUAAUUUGUCUGUACUUAAUUUGCAUCAAUCUCAUCAGCUUAUGUGGGUCAGGGCUAAACAUAUGGUUUAUGAUUAUUGUAAUGAUGUUAGUAGGUUUCCAAUUACUCCUCUUGAGUGUGUCCAUCAUCGUCAUAACUAGUAGUGAAUUAAUGUUUUUAAUUAAGGGAGUAAAUGUUGUUAAUUAGUUAAGGUAAAAUUAAAGUUAUGGAACAUGUCCCUUGUGUUUCAUAUUAUUGUACUAAUGUAUAUUGGCAAACUAUAAUGUGAAUUACUUGGUGUUUUUCUACUUGUACAA
Molecule: messenger RNA, 614 nt
Organism: Cicer arietinum (chickpea)
Lineage: Eukaryota; Viridiplantae; Streptophyta; Magnoliopsida; Fabales; Fabaceae
Product: xyloglucan endotransglucosylase protein 6-like
Biological process (GO): glucan metabolic process
Cellular component (GO): apoplast; cell wall
Molecular function (GO): xyloglucan:xyloglucosyl transferase activity; hydrolase activity, hydrolyzing O-glycosyl compounds
Source: RefSeq, a predicted model, not a curated record